CAGUUACCCGGGCAGGGUUGGGUCGCCGGGCAGGGACUCUGCAGACGCCGCCAUGGCUGGCAGUGCUCUUGGGCCUGCGCGCUCCCUGCUCGCCGCCCUUCUGGCGCCGGCGCUGGUGGCACUCCUGGUGUCGCCGGCCCGGGGCCGCGGGGGCCUGGACCACGGGGACUGGGACGUGGACCGGAGACUGCCUCCGCUGCCACCUCGCGAUGACGCGGCGCGCGUGGCCCGCUUCGUGACGCACGUCUCGGACUGGGGCUCGCUGGCCACUAUCUCCACGCUGGAGGAGGUGCGCGGCAGGUCCUUCGCGGACGUCAUCUCCCUCAGUGACGGUCCCCCGGGCGCGGGCAUCGGCGUGCCCUACAUGUACCUGAGCCCGAUGCAGCAACUAGUGAGCGACUUGCAGGAAAAUCCACAGGCUACGCUGACACUGUCUUUGGCACAGACUGUCUUCUGCAGGAAACAUGGAUUUGAUCCGCAGAGUCCCUUAUGUGUCCAUAUAAUGCUGUCGGGAACUGUGACGGAGGUGAACGAGAAAGAAGCGGACUAUGCUAAGAAUUCGUUAUUCCUGCGACACCCUGAGAUGAAAACUUGGCCCUCCAGCCAUAACUGGUUCUUUGCUAAGCUGAAUAUAACCAAUAUCUGGGUCUUGGACUACUUCGGUGGACCCAAAGUCGUGACACCUGAAGAAUAUUUUAAUGUCACAUUGCAGUGACGCAGAACAUGUUGACACCAGCGAGGAGUCUUGGAUGGCGCCUGCACACUUAAGGGGCUUGACUUGUCUGCACCUUCCUCGGGCUGACUCUGCCCCCUGCUGGCUGACUUGGUUGGCUUGCCUGUUUACACAAUGCUGGUGGUCCUAGACCUGAUCUCUUGGAAAGAUGAGGUUGCUGGAUUUAAAACAUGUACUUUGAAGCUAUUUUCAUAGAAAAAUGCCAUUCAUUAUAAUCAAGGAUUUUUUCCCAUCUAUUCCCAGUGUUUUUUCUUCCAUGGUGCCCAUAGAUGGGCAGCAUAGGCCAGGUGUAGAUUGCCCAUUGGCAUCGUAGGUACAGAAGUCCAGGCACUUUAUUCUUGAUGGUCACUGUCCCUGGAGGGUGCCCUCCCUCACCCAGCUGCCUUGAGCCUGUGCAGAGGGGCCUGGAGUGGGGAAGCCUGGGCAGGGGGUGUGCCCCGGAUGCAGAGUGCCUGUGUCAACCCUUCAGAUGUGGAAAGGGGUGAACUUCCUAUUCAUGUCUGACAGAAGUACCUUCUGUAAAACUCUCUAAAUGUUUUACAUGAUAAAGUCAUAGUUACCCAGAACAAACAAGUAAAAAAUAUUUCCUGUUUUCAUUUUCCACCUAAGUAGACACCGAAUAUUCAUUCUUCAUCCUGCAAAAUAUAUUCACACGGGCUGGGAGUGGGGUGCAGCCUGCUGGAUAGAGUGCUUGUCCAGUGUACAUGGGGCCCUGGGUCUCAUCCCCAGCAUUGAAACAAACGGGUCAAAACCCCAAACAAUGUUUUUUUAUUUGCAGAAGGAAAAGAAAGGAAUUUUGUCUGUGUUGGAUUAUUUUUUACAAAAAAAAAAAAAAGCAUUACAAGUGGAAUUAACCCAGGUACCAACUGUAGCCCAAGCCUUCCUCAGAUGUUCUGUAUCUUGAAGCUUCUAAUGCUGCCACCUGAGUCACCCAUCUGUGGGAGAUAACAUGGUAACAUGGUAUUAAAAAUAUGUUUCUGGGCUAGAGAGAUGGUUCAGCAUUUAAGAAUGUAGACUGCGCUGGGCGGUGGUGGCGCAUGCCUUUAAUCCCAGCACUCGGGAGGCAGAGCCAGGUGGAUCUCUGUGAGUUCGAGGCCAGCAUGGGCUACCAAGUGAGUUCCAGGAAAGGCACAAAGCUACACAGAGAAACCCUGUCUCAGAAAACCAAAAAACCAAAAAAAAAAAAAAAAAAAGAAAAAGAAUGUAGACUGCUCUGGCCGAGGAGCCCGCUCUGGAGUCAGCAGACACAGCUGCCCAUAACUCCAGCUCCAGGGAAUCAAAUCCCUCUGGCCUCUGAGGGCACCUGCUCUCACGUGCUUGUACCCACACAGAGACACUCUCGUACACACAGCUAAAAAGAAUACAUUCACAAACGUCUCUUCAGAAGAGGUUACCAUUGAGCUUCGUCCCCUGUCACCUGUACUCAUGAUCUCAGAUGACAUAAGAUUCCUUUUAAGAAGGUGUGGGGUGUCAAGCCACUGACCCCUUCAGCAGCAAACAGAAGUUAAAUGGGAGCCAUCAUUGGAGAAAUAGAUGAUAAACUUAACAAAUCCAGCAAACGACUUCUCACGAAAAAAGUUAUAUUAAACAGUGAGGAUCUGGUCAUUCAAAUCAGUAACAAUUAAGGACAUUAUUUUAAGAAGGUGUGCUGGACUGCUUUCAGAGGUUCAGAUGUGUGUCACAAAGCUUCGUUGUACCCUGCUCAAUCGAUGGUCACGUUUAACCACACUCUUAAACCAGCCACUUGUUCCGGAACUCGGAGGGAAGCACGCUGCUCUUCCCCUCUGCCAGAGGACUCAUCGCGUCCUAGAAUUUGGGGAAUGGAUCCAGGCUUUGUCACCGGCCCUUGAGUUCCAGCACGCUCUGUCGAGCUGGGCUGAAGCAUUUCCCUAGUUUUCUCUCUCUGCCCACUUACUGUGAGUUCUGUCUUCAGCAUUUGGCACCGUGGACAAACUAUCUGUAUUCAGGUCAGAUCCAGUUAUCCUGCAGGGUGAAGUCACCCAGGUCUUUACAGUGGGCUCUGCACAUUCCGUUAUAAUUGAACCUGUACAUUGUCGCCCGAGCAUUCUGAAUGUCCACAAGGGGGCACCAGAGACUACUGUUAAAGCGGAUCCAGGUUGGGUUUUGGGGUUUUGGUGGGUUUUCUUUUUUUGUUUUGUUUUCUAUGUCUUAGUGUCUCUAGACCGUGUAGUUUAAGGUAUCUUCAAACCUGUGAUGCUCCUGCCUCAGCUUCCUUAGUAGUGGAACGACAAGUGCAUGCCACUCUGCCGGGCACAGGGCCAAUUUCUGCUAUAGCUGAGUUAGUUUAGCCAAAUGUCGGGGUGUGACACUGUGUGUCACUAUGACGGUGACCCUGUAGUAAAGGCAAUUCAGCAAGGGCAAGAUGGUCACGUUUGGUGAGAUGAAGGUCUGGCCUCAUGCUGUGGCUGGUGGCUUCAUGACUCUGUCACUUCCCUCACACCAUGGCCUUUGCUCAGACCUUGGGUCUCACACCUCACCUGCUGCAGAUAGAGACUGAGCCCCCGGUCUUAGCUAGGAUAAGGUAUGGAUGAAGGCGGUGACCCCAAGAACAUGCAGCUCCUGAUCAAGGACAUGGUGCCUUAGGCUGUGGCCGAGAGCCCCUGAAGCUGAUGAGCCCCUGAAGCUGAUGAGCCCCUGAAGCUGACGAGCUCAAGUGGUUGCAUAUGGCAGAUGUUUCCCUGGCCACUGUUCUAACCAAACCAUGACUAGCAAUCAGAUGAAUCUGUCUUCUAGUCCAGGUUCAAAGCCCUUGGGAUUGUGUGGGGGUGGGGAUCCAUUAUGAACUAAGGCACGCAUAGUUCAGUGAAACAGGAAUCUUCUGCAUCGUGUGUCUUUCUCAGUGGUAUUCAGACCAAGAAUCACAAGGCAAUUGAGGACUGCUUUCCUGUAAUGGCGCAUUCUGUAGCUGCUUUAAUGCUGAGAAAAUAAUACUCUGGGAGCUUGUUGGCUGGUGUUUUGUGAUGUUUUCCUGACUUUUCAAAACAGAUGUUCUGUAUUUUCAUCUGAGAAGACAAAUGAUAAGUUUGGAAGAGAGUAUGGAGGAAUCGUUUUCUUUGGUUUUUCCUUUGAAUUGUAGGAUACGCAUAUGAGAGGGAUGGGGAGAGGGAGGGAAGGAUGGAGGGAGGAAAAGGGAGGACAUGAGAAAGUUCAAGACUUACAGCCUCUAUAGUUUGUAGUGGGUUGUUUUUUACUCUUUGGUCUUUGAGGGGCUCUCCACCCAGCUCCCAAAUAAUCACACGGAGACUAAUUCUUUCUUGUGAAUACCUGGCCUUAGCUUGGCUUAUUUCUAUCUAGUUUUCCUUAACUUACAUUAUCCCAUCUACUUUUUGCUUCUGGGCUUUUACCUUUCUUAAUUUCUGUAUAUCUUUUCUUCCUUUCUUAUUCCAUGUCUGGCUGUGUGGCUAUGUGGCUGGUCCCUGGCAUCCUCCUCUGCUCAUUUUCCCGAUAGCUUCUCUUCUAUUUAUCUGUCUACCUGGCAGCCCCACCUAUCCCUCUCCUCCCUAGCUAUUGGCCAUUCAGCUCUUUAUUAGACCAUCAGGUAUUUUAGGCAGGCAAAUUAACACAGCUUCACAGAUGCAGCAUAAAACAAAUGCAACAUAAAAGAAUGCAACACAUCUUUGCAUCAUUAAACAAAUGUUCCACAGCAUAAACGAAUGUAAGACAUCUUAAGAUAAUAUUCCACAACAAUGAUUAGCCUAGUUGUUGGUAUUUUGUGGUUCUUUCCCAUCUUUGAUGGAUUGUUGAAGGAUCAUGCUGAGUACUGACCAGGUAUCCCAAUGCUUCCUACUAAUCUUGAAUUUGUUGUGUUCCUAGAAGUUGUUUACAAGGAUAACUUAAUAAAAGACAAAAGACCUAUAUAACCUGAAGAGAAACCACAGUAUUCAAGGUUAACACACACAAUAGCUGCAGAAUCUUUCCUCAUAGCAGCAUCCCCAGGCUACAGAGUAGCCACCCAUGCUCGGAGUCUUGCUAUCACAGAGAUGCAAAUCAAAGUAAUUUAAACAAAGUGGAGGAGUUUGCUGUUUCUAAAAUAAAGGAACACCUUUUUCACAGCUCUGCUUUCCUCUGUGUUAGUUUUAAUUGCAGCCAGCAAUUCUGACAACGCUUCCUAGUUGGGUCCUAGUCACUCCUGAGUAAGCAGCACUGUGUCUGGAGGUGGAGGGCCCUCAGGGACUGAGCCCAGGUCCUGGGUCUGCAGACACGAUGCUUCAUUGGCCAAGACUUCGUCAUCUGUCCUUUCCAGGAGACGGGGGUCAGAAGCUUGAGGACUUGGAGAGUUUUGAAGGGGACUCCCGAGAGGAGGUCACCUUAACUGACAGGGUCAGACAGGGCAGGCAAAGGCUGAUGACGAUCAUCACUUUAGUUUCUUUCUUUUUCUUCUCCCUAGUUUCUUAACAUUUCAGUUAUAUAAUUUCCAAGAACGUUGCAGAUUGUUUUUAGGGGUUGAUACUAACUAACAGCUCUGCAGACAAAUAUCACAAUGAUCACAAUGCUGCUUGCUCCAUGCUGAAUCUCAUCGGGAAAAAUUCUACUGCGUUAUUUUAAUUGACGAGUUUUAGGUUACCGGUAAUAUCUAACAUGUACAGUAGUAGUUUGGGCCAGUGAAAUAACUUAAUGAGUCAAUGUGUUCACCACCGAGCCUGAUGGCCUGAGUUCAAUCCUGGGACCUGUACAGUGGGACAAGACGUUGUACUGUGCCUGCCAGGGGCCAUGGCAUGUGCAUGCUCCCCCUCAAACACUCAUUAAGUAAAUAUAUUAAAAGUUUUAAAGUGUUC
Messenger RNA from Peromyscus californicus insignis, 5529 nucleotides. RefSeq names its product cellular repressor of E1A stimulated genes 1 (gene Creg1). The transcript has 4 exons. The coding region runs from base 53 to 715 and encodes 220 amino acids. NCBI's taxonomy places the organism in Eukaryota, Metazoa, Chordata, Mammalia, Rodentia, Cricetidae. The record is from RefSeq and is a predicted model, not a curated record.